UCUACCACAUCCACUGACACAAACAUGUCUGCUAAGGGACAAUGCAAGGACCCAUGUGCCCCAGUUUGCCAGGACCAAGCACCCAAAUGCUGCCCAGAUCCAUGUGCUCCACCCCCUUGCCAAGAUCCAUGUGCUGUACAGGAUCCCUGCUGUAAGCAGCAAGGUGUUUCAGGCAAAGGCUAUGCAGGUCAAGGAGGACUUGGUGGAUUCGGUGGUGGAUUCGGUGGUGGAUUCGGUGGUGGACUCGGUGGCAAGAAGUGAAGGAACA
Hyla sarda is the source of this 268-nucleotide messenger RNA. RefSeq names its product small proline-rich protein 2D-like. The coding region runs from base 25 to 261 and encodes 78 amino acids. NCBI's taxonomy places the organism in Eukaryota, Metazoa, Chordata, Amphibia, Anura, Hylidae. The transcript is spliced from 3 exons. The record is from RefSeq and is a predicted model, not a curated record.